AUGACCGCGACGGAAGAUUUCGAAUUGUAUCAGUUCAGCUCAAUACAGAUUCAAUUUGCAAGUAACCAAAAUGUCUGGAGGAAAGUAUGUUCGUGCCCCGGUUACAAGGAUAACUCGGAAUAUAACGAUUAUCUUAUCGACGACAUGUGGGCUGACGAGUCAGAUAUCGAAGGACAGGAAGAAAGACAAGAUGAUUACAGUGGUGGAGAUAGCGACGACAGCUCUGGCUUCGGCGGUGUAUACGACAACGUUGAGGAAUCAACUGCUGAGGCGGCCGAUGAAGAAAAAGCAGUCAAUAUCGACGGAAAUAAGGACUACUCUCACCAAAUAAAACAAAUGCAAGCCACUCUGGACCAACUAGUGCAAGCCAUGGGUUCCAAUCAACCAAUGUGGGGAUCUAACACGGUGCCUCGUCAGACUGAAGACAGCUGGAAUACUGGAAACGUUAACGUUGGAGCUACGACUAGCACAGCUAGUAUCCGCUGGGAAAACAUACAGCCGUUUCCCAAUGACGUUCCGGCAAACAGGAUGUGGGAGCAGUGGAGUCGCUUCAUCGAUCGGUUCGAAAUUGCUGUUUCCCUCUCCAAUAUCAAUGAUCCAGUCAAACGGGCUCAAAUGCUUUAUUUGUCAAUGGGAGAAAAGUUACAAGGAAUAGCCCGGGCGGCUAGACUACGGCCGAGCCUUCAAGAACCUGACUGUUACGGCAUUUUCGUGGGUAACAUCGAAAGUUACCUUCGUUCUAUGGUAGACGUCACAGCCGAACAUGAAACGUUCACCAACCUGAAGCAGGAAUCAAACGAACCAACGAUUGCAUUCCAUGCUCGGCUGAUGGAAACAGUUCGUCUAUGCGGUUAUAGUAGCGAAGAUCAGGACCGGUUUGUACGGGCGCAACUAUUGAAAGGAAAGCGGAACAAAGAUUUGGUAAAAACUGCUGGCUAUGAGACCCUUUUCGUUGUACAAUCUGCUACCCGCGAGGAGGCAUACACUGCUGAAACGGCACAAUCGGAUCCCAAUCAAGCAUUCGCAGUAGCCCAGCAUCAUGUCCGAGCACCUGGAAAAUCACAGCAAUGGAAGCGAAAGAACGAAGAAGCGGAUGAUAGGUGGAUCGACUCGAAAAGACGCGCGAUGGUCGAACGCAGGAACCGAGGAAUGGGACGUCGAUCACGGUGCCCUAAGUGUAACCGUCUUUUUCACAAAUUCGGAUCAUGCCCGGCAAUCAACGUUAACUGCAACACUUGCGGUGAACGGGGACAUUUUGCUAUAGUAUGUCGAAGGAAAAUUGCCAACCAGUUACGCGCGGAGCGGGAUAAUUCACCAGGCUGGAAAAUGGAUGAAAACGACGAAAAGGAAAUAAACGCAAUUUCGUUGGCAGACACUUUAAUACAUUGCCAUGUAGGAAAGUCAAAACCGAUUCGUUUUAUGAUUGAUUCCGGGGCGGAUGUCAACACGAUAGGUGGAGAUGACUGGAUAAACCUCAAACGUGAAUUUCUGUCAGGAAGCGCUAUGCUGGAGCCCAUUAAAAUGACAAAUGAUGGUGGCAUUUGCUCGUAUGCCUCUGCAAAACCCAUCUCUGUAAAGGGUGCUUUUAAAGCUAUAAUUGAGGUAGUAGGACACAGCAAGCCUUCGAUACUAGCGGUGUUUUAUGUCGUUGAUCAAGGAUCCCGUUCGCUGUUAGGCCGCUCCACGGCUAGCGACUUAAGGCUGCUUAAAGUUGGUCUAAGCGUCAAUAGCUGCGAAAAAACGUUCCCCAAAGUUCCAGGAGUCCGGGUUAAAUUCAGUGUUGAUCCAUCCGUACCUCCGGCAAAAAAUGCGUAUUACAAUGUACCAGCAGCGUACAGAGAGAGCGCAAGAGCUCGGCUUUCAGAGAUGGAAAAUCAAGGGAUCAUCGAACGUGUGACAUCGGCCCCCGACUGGAUCAGCGGCAUGUCGGCAGUGGCUAAAGGAAAAAACGAUUUCCGACUUGUCGUUAAUAUGAAGGCACCGAACCGUGCAAUCAAAAGAGAGUACUAUCGCUUACCAUCAUUGGACGAAAUGAGAACCAAACUCCACGGGGCAAAGUACUUUACGAAGCUUGAUUUGUCCAAUGCGUUUUACCAUUUGGAGCUCCACGAACAAUCCAGGGACCUCACCACUUUCUUGACUGAAAAUGGCAUGUUUCGGUUCACGCGCCUGAUGUUCGGAGUGAACUGCGCCCCGGAAAUCUUCCAGCGGGAGAUGUCAAGACUACUCUUAGGAGAGGAGAACGUCAUAGUGUAUAUUGACGACAUCCUUAUGUCAAGAGAGGAUUCUAAGCGAGCGUUGAACAGGGCAGAUGGAUGGGCGCUUAGACUCAGCCCUUAUAGUUUUGACGUACAGUAUGUAAGAGGACGUGAAAAUAUAGCUGAUCCUUCUUCGCGGCUGUAUGAAGGCGUGGAUGACCCGUUCGAAGACGGUGUUAACCCUUGGGAACUUGCUUCCCUGGAAGUGAACAAAAUCGAUUUUUUAACCGAGAAGGAUAUUGCAAACGCCACUGUCAAAGAUAAACAGCUUACCGAGGUAAUAGAUGCCGUGGAAACGGGCGUUUGGCCGAAGCACUUGAAGCAGUUUCAGGUGCUAGGGAAUGAUUUAACCACACGAGAAGGACUGUUGAUUAAAACGGGUUGCGCGGUCAUACCUGAGAGUAUCCGACAGGAAACUUUGGCGGUAGCUCAUUCAGGCCAUCCAUCGACUGCAAAGUUUAAGAGUAUUCUCAGAGAACGUGUAUGGUGGCCUGGAAUGACGAAGGACGCUGAAGCUUGGGUAACAUCUUGUGUUGUUUGUGCAACUAACGGAAGGCCCGAACGGCCAACACCCAUGACUCGUGUGUUUGCCCCACAAACUGUAUGGGAGACCAUUGGCAUAGAUUUCAAUGGUCCCUAUAACAAAUUUGGCGGAGUUUCUAUUCUAGUUUUAGUGGACUAUCGUUCACGAUACGUUAUCGCUAAGCCCGUGAGAUCGACAAGUUUCGCGCAUACCCGAAAAAUCUUGGACGAAAUUUUUGAAAAGGAAGGCUAUCCUCAGACUAUAAAAUCGGAUAAUGGGCCUCCAUUUAACGGAGAUGAAUAUAAGAUGUACUGCUCAGAGCGUGGCAUCAAUGCAACUUUCUCCACGCCGUUAUAUCCCCAACAGAACGGGUUGGCUGAGAGUUGCAUGAAGUUGGUGAAUAAAGCAAUGAGUGCCGCUUCUGCUAGUGGAACACCCUAUGAAAAUGAACUAAGUGCAGCCGUCCAAGCGUAUAACGCAGCUACUCACUCCGUUAUCGGAGUACCACCGGAAGAGGUGAUGACGGGUCGGAAAAUAAGGCGUAGACUACCGCUUCUAUGCCGUGGAAAGGCUAAUUUCGAUGAUAACCUGCUUAAUGCUAAAGAUCUGAAGUCGAAAACAGAGGCUAAGCAGCGAGAAGAUGCGAAACGAGGGGCUCGACAAUGUCGAAUCAGACCAGGGGACACCGUUGUUGUAGAACGUCAGCCUCGGAUGAAAGCGGAAUCACGGUUUGACCCUCGAAAGUACACAGUGACGAAAGAAGAAAAUGGAAUGCUUGUUUUGUGUGACGAAAGCGGUCAGAUCAUUAAAAGGCACGUGUCACAGACCAAGCGAGUUUUUAAUUGGAGGAACGAAGACGGGAUAAGCCAAACAGUUGAUCAUAACCGUGGUAGUGCUGAUCCGGAAAUAUUUGCUCCGUUGGUAAAGAGAACGCAACGUGAAAACAGAAAACGUUGUGUCUGA
Molecule: messenger RNA, 3744 nt
Organism: Armigeres subalbatus
Lineage: Eukaryota; Metazoa; Arthropoda; Insecta; Diptera; Culicidae
Exons: 5
Coding region: 1-3744 (1247 amino acids)
Biological process (GO): DNA integration; proteolysis
Molecular function (GO): zinc ion binding; aspartic-type endopeptidase activity; nucleic acid binding
Source: RefSeq, a predicted model, not a curated record